Messenger RNA from Oryza brachyantha (malo sina), 1762 nucleotides. Its product is annotated as heat stress transcription factor B-2a-like. Gene Ontology annotation, biological process: regulation of transcription by RNA polymerase II. Lineage: Eukaryota; Viridiplantae; Streptophyta; Magnoliopsida; Poales; Poaceae. The record is from RefSeq and is a predicted model, not a curated record. Gene Ontology annotation, cellular component: nucleus. Gene Ontology annotation, molecular function: DNA-binding transcription factor activity; RNA polymerase II cis-regulatory region sequence-specific DNA binding.
CCCACUUGCCCGCCAAACAAUAACAAACUGCAUUGCGGUUGCCAAAUAAUGCAUUUCCUUUCAAAUUGCAAUUGCAUUCCUCUGAAAAUAAUUUCCGAGUGAUCUUAAUAUUGAAUGUUGAAUUGGAAUGAGGUAAUUGCUUUUCCACUGUAAAAUUGCAAGGUGCAUUUCUGAUUUCUCUAAAAUAAUUUUCAACUGACACUACCAUGUGAGUAUGUGAUUGAAUGUUGAACUGCAAUAUGGUUUAUGGUUAUGGUUUUUCCAUCUAGAGAUCUCAGGAGACAUUUACACCAAAAUCUGGGGAAAUAAAGUUUAAGCUUAGCUUGGGCUGGUCUCAAGCUCAAGAUCGAAAGCCCAUUCAACAUUUUCUAGAAACGGUACCACGUGUCGGUUAGGAAAGGCCGGGAACCUUCUAGAACCCGCUGGAUGCUUCUCGGCCUAUCCCUAACCAAUCCCCAUCCCCAAAUCCCCUUUCUAGACGCGCUUUCCAUCCUCUGGAAACAAUUGCGCUCUCUGGAUCUUCAUCUCCGUCUUCCCCCGUCUCAAGGAGCACUAUUCCCGGCCAGGUUCCCAAUGGCGUCGCCGGCGGCGGGGACGCCGCCGUUCCUGACGAAGACGUACGCGAUGGUGGAGGACCCGAGCACCGACGAUACCAUCUCGUGGAACGACUCCGGCACGGCCUUCGUGGUGUGGCGCCCCGCCGAGUUCGCCCGCGACCUCCUCCCCAAGCACUUUAAGCACAGUAACUUCUCCUCCUUCGUGCGCCAGCUCAACACCUACGGAUUCAAGAAGGUUGUGGCGGAUAGGUGGGAGUUCGCCAACGACUGCUUCAAGAGAGGGGAGAAGCACCUGCUCGGGGGCAUACAGAGGAGGAAGGGUUCGGGGACCGGCGCGGUGACGCCGGCUGGAGGGAUACCGACGGCGAUACCGAUCUCAUCCCCGCCGACGAGCUCCGGCGGGGAGCCCGCGGUGUCGUCGUCGCCGCCGCGCGGCGCGGCGGCGGCGAUUGCGGCCGGGUCCGCGGCGGGUGUGAGCGGCGCGGUGGCCGAGCUGGAGGAGGAGAACGCGCGGCUGCGGCGCGAGAACGCGAGGCUGGCGCGGGAGCUCGCCCGCGCGCGACGCCUCUGCGACGGCGUGCGGCGCCUCGUGUCGCGGUACGACCACGGCGGCGGGGAGGAGGAGAAGGAGGGCGACGAGGGCUCCGUCGGGAAGCCGAUGCUGUUCGGCGUCGCGAUCGGCGCCAAAAGACCGCGCGAGGAGAACGGGGAAGACGAGGAGGACGAGGGGGGGGCCGACGAGGAGGACGGCGAAGACGAGGACGAGGAAGACGACGACGAGAGGCACGCGGCGCGGCGGGGGGGCCCCGUGAGGGAGGGGAAAGCCAGGAGGACGGAGCUGUCGGAUCUGGAUGUGCUCGCUCUGUCAGUACGGGCGGCGGCCGCGGCGAGGUCGGGGUCGGGCAGGGGCUCCCGUGACCGCAAGAGCUCGGUCUCGUAGCGGUUGCUCUUGGUUUAGAUGCGUUGAUGUAGUCGUGAACUGAGAAAUUUGGAUGGCACCUGCCAUUGAGCCAUCGAUUUCUUUUUGGUUCGUAGUACCGAAUACUAGUAUACUACCCUCACAUUCUUUAGGGAGCUCACAAUAUAUCGUAGUCUUGGUUGUCAUGAUGAUGUAAAUUAUGAUUGUAGUUAAGCCAUUCUAACCUUUUAAACGGUCUAUUGUAGCUCCAUGCAAUGAAGGAGAAACUCGAAUUCGGUUCGUCCUA